AUGGUGGUAAAGAGCUCAGUCGAUAUCGAUAUUUUCCAACUGGAUUUGAUGUAUUCUCCUAACAAACGCAUUUCCGCUACCUCGUAUCUUAAAUCAAAGUGGCUGCCGCACUUCCCGGAGACAUACCAGAAGUUCAAUGAUCUGGUUGUGCAGAAGUUCGCCAAAUCUCGCAGUCGCGCGACCAAGAUGAACAUGGUACCACUCAACGCUGCAGUCAUGGCGGGGUCGCAGUUGACACUCAAGGAGUCCAAGGAGGUUCUGGGCCAUAUCUCGGCUAAAAUGGCUAAGUCGGACGAGAGGAAGCUCAUGUUUUUGCAGUUCGCCUUUGCCACCACAUGUGUGGUGUUCCAAUCCGACUAUCUCGGUAAAUACGCCCAGGCCCACACAGCUCAAGUGUUCAAGGAAGCCGAUCAACAAGCAGAUGUGGACUUGGACCAAAUGGCUGCAAAGAAAUAA
Sphaeroforma arctica JP610 is the source of this 456-nucleotide messenger RNA. RefSeq lists its product as hypothetical. The record is from RefSeq and is a predicted model, not a curated record. The transcript is spliced from 3 exons. Lineage: Eukaryota; Ichthyosporea; Ichthyophonida. The coding region runs from base 1 to 456 and encodes 151 amino acids.